This is a messenger RNA of Acipenser ruthenus (sterlet), 2241 nucleotides long. RefSeq names its product lymphocyte expansion molecule-like. Bases 79 to 1311 code for a protein of 410 amino acids. The transcript has 10 exons. NCBI's taxonomy places the organism in Eukaryota, Metazoa, Chordata, Actinopteri, Acipenseriformes, Acipenseridae. The record is from RefSeq and is a predicted model, not a curated record.
UUGUACCCAAGUGACCUACAGUACAGUACCAGCGGGUAAAGUAAACAAUGAUCUUUCUAUAAGAUACAAUAAGUUCUAAUGGCACAGAAAACAUUUCGAGGAGCGCCCUUUGGAACACAGACAGCGAGAUUCGACGUGUCUGGAGUGUACCCCGACAAGAAGAAGAUCGGAACAUACACCGAGGUACCCUACUGUAAAACAGCAACCAGUGAGUUGGUGAGGAGACGCGGCCCUGGUAACUACAAUGCGGACACUGGUAACUUCAGCCCAGCCGCGGUGUUGCGGCGUGCUGGCGGGCCGGGGUGGAAGAGAGCGCAGGAGACGUUGAGGGAGACGCAGCUCCCACACGUUCUGUACAGAGAUUUGUGGGAGAGAAAGAGGAUCCUGAAAAGAAAGCUGGGUCCUGCAAGCUACAAGAUGAAAGAUUUCAUUGAGCUUCGCGAGGAAAGACCUGCAAGCGUCCUGGGGGUGUGCGAAUCCAGAGAGAGAAGAUUCAGAAGCAUCACUGCGGAGAGCUGCACUCCGGGUCCCGGAACCUACGGGAAAGGAGGCAUCCCCUCCGCCUCGCUGGAGGAGAGGCAGAGGCAAUCACCAGGGGCCCUCGGGUCAAUGGACUUCAAUCCCAGCUCUGAGCGAUCUCUGCAAACCUCAGAGUGUGUCCCAGGGCCAGGCACCUACAAGGUAAAGGAUUCACUGCAGGAGCUGCUGAAUCGCACAGUCAGCAAGAGAGGACCCUAUGACGUGUUCACAGGGCCGCGCAGCAGACAUGCCUCUACUGGACAUUAUGUGGUGUUGAAAACUACCAACCUGGGCCCGGGUCAGUACGAGAUCAAGUCUUUUGUGGAAAAUUUGCAGAGCAAAGAGAAGAAAAAGAGUGGGGAGUUCAGCUCUCUCUUGCAGUACCCCUCCACUCCAACAGAGCGCGUCGGCUGCAGCACCCUCUCUCACUGCCCUCGCCCCGCAUGUUUCCCAGGACCGGGCUGGUACAAUACUAGCCCUGCUCCGAGACCACAGACCACAUACCCGGCUCCCUUCCUCUGCUCCUCCCGACGCACGGACACUAAAGUGAAGAAUCUGAACCCAGGUCCAGGCCGCUACAACAUCCUUGAGAGUGACAGGAGCAGGACAGCCAUGGGGCACAGGUCUGCCUUCAAGUCUGAGAGCAAGCGCUACCUCAGCAACCUUGGAAGAGACUUUUACAUGAAAGAGCGUUUACGAGCCCUGAAUCUUCCAGCAGACAGGAGAACGUUUCUAAUCCCCCCGGAGAGGCUGUAUGAAAUGAAAACCUUGAACUCUAUUGCCACAGCCUAGUCACUCCCUGCCCCUGGGCUUGACCAUCGUGCCCAUCAGAAAGUCACCAGAACUGUUAAACACAAGACUCAAGAACAACAGUCAACACACAUACGCAUUUGUAUACAGUGUUGUUAUUCAGUGUAGGUGUCUGUUUUACAGUUGAUAAUGUGUUCACGGUAUUGGGAAUGAUAAGAGCUACAGUAGUACCAUGUUUGGAUUAGGUAUAUCGGUUAGAUUGGCUGGUAAUUGAAAGGUGUCAUUUGGUGAGCCGCACACGUUCCCCUUAUGAACAGGACCAGGUCGUCAUUUUUCAAGUGACAAGUUUCCAGUACUAAAAGGUUAGACAAGGACUUAAACAAAAAACAAACAAAAAAAAAAAAAAAACCACAAUACAAUAAACUUGCAGAAUUAAUUUAUUUGUCACCAAACCAUAAAUAAACAUGAACCGUUCACAUGAAAAAUGUGAUUGGAGCACAAAGAACAACAGCCCAAGUCCAAAGUCAAGAACAUGGCCAUCUGCAGCAGAAUGCAACACAGGUAAGAUAUAAACUACAACAUGUACAUUUAGAAUUCAUUCGUCCACAUGUAAAUACAUGAGAAAUCAACCCCCCCCCCCCAUGUUCAAAGCGUUUCUCACAAAUAGAAACAUCUCACCUGAAUCAAUACAUACACUGCUACUUCAUAGGCCAGGUUGGGUUCUGUUUUUGUGUGUGACCUUUCAUAUGAUAAACAAUCAUUGGUAUAACUUGUAUUGCACUUUUGUUACAAAACACACAAUUCAUAAGUGUGUGUGUUUACUGUAGAAGGGACACGUUACUACACAGAAUCUGAAAGUUAACAGGGUAAAGAAAAAUACAGAGACAGUAAACCAGCAGAUCGCUUUCAUAACCCCAUUACAGAAAGAUUAAACACAAUAUCACAUGAGCUAGGAAUGAAUGCCUCUUUCAU